This is a messenger RNA of Colletotrichum lupini, 846 nucleotides long. RefSeq lists its product as uncharacterized. NCBI's taxonomy places the organism in Eukaryota, Fungi, Ascomycota, Sordariomycetes, Glomerellales, Glomerellaceae. Bases 1 to 846 code for a protein of 281 amino acids. The record is from RefSeq and is a predicted model, not a curated record. The transcript is spliced from 9 exons.
AUGGGCGAUAUCAUGCUGUCCAUGGAAUAUGUAGAGCCGCAGACUGCAGCUUCCAACCCGUACCUCGGCCGGCGGCUGGCCCCGAUGGUUGGGACGGACAUGCGCCGGGUACCUUGCUGCCUCGGCGAUCGACAGGCCCAAAGGCAUUUGGAUGAGUGGGAUUAUGAUGGCGUCGAGUCUCUCGAGAUGGUCGAUGUUCUCCGACUCUUGAAAUUCUCGGGUUGGACUCUCUCAAAGUGGCUUCCCGCGGAUACGGGCCUGGGAACCGCACAGGCGGAGCAACAGCUCAAGGUCCACGCCUCGACUCACACUAUCUACGAAGAGGCUGAGAGUGAGCACAAUGUAAUAUCCGCCUACCUUAUUCCGUACGGAGUGUACAAUAGUGAGAUAUCUGCGAUGCCUUGCUGCUGCUACCUCGCUGCCCUGGCACCCUGGGCCCUGAAACCCUGUCCUGUUGCCCACUCCGACCGACGGAUAAGGAAGGGCAACUCUGCAAACAUCGCGCCUACAUCAAUAACCUAUCUACGACAGUGCUUCCUCACUUUCUCUCGCUCUCUGCCACUGACGCUGUCUCUCUUUUCUCCAUCGCACCCUCCCUCCGAUAUCUUCACCGCUUCGCUCUCCAUUUUGGCACCUCACCGCAUCGCAUCCUCUGCAGCUUUUCCCCCAACGAAAGCUUCGCCAGCCAAUCGACUAAAGCGCCUCUGUCUGCCGUUCCAUCGUAGCGUACCUCAGCGACAGCUCAAUCCGACCCGUCCCCAACCAGUCGAUCCAAUCUUUGUCGAGCCUUCGUCGGCCAAGAAGCUCCGAGAGAUCUAUCCCGACCGAACAGCUCCCAUACCGUAG